AUGUGCAAAAACCUUGAAAUGAUCUUCCUUCAAAGUCCAAGUAUCAGUCAACUUCUAAACCAAUACGUUAGAGAUUUCAUAUUUAAAGCUAAAAAUGGUCCCCAAUCAAAUGUAUUUUUAACUACUGUAUAUAAUGUCAACCUGCAUAAAAUUUUCACAGCCUUUCACGUAACGAAACUUGGUGGUCAACUAAGAAAAGAUACUGCUAUAAGUAUCGAUAGUGAUUUCAGUUUGGCAACUAAUAAUGUUAGUGAGACAUCUUUAGUAUCUAAUAUCAAUGAUGAUAAUAGUUAUAAGUUCCUUUUUAAUUAUAAAGCAUUUCAAAAAACUCGUGAAAGUAUACAUAAUAUUGAUGAUGAUGUUACUACAAAUGACAUAAAGGAUGAUUCAUCAUUUAUAACAUUUGUAAAUAAUAAUCAAUUAGUUGAGCAAUCAACAACUUUAAUAACUAAGAAACCAACUGCUAAGAUAUUAGUAAGAUUCAUUUGUUCUAAAUGCUUUCAAAGCGAAAGUGGUCAUCUGUUUGAGAGAAAAGGAACUGGUUUAACUGCUAUUGCAGAAUCUAAUGAUGAAGAAUUAAAGCAAGAAACUUUGAAUAAAAUGACCAUAGUUCUUAGUAAAGCAUAUCACCCAACAACUAAAAAUAAUAAACAAAAUAUUACAAAUCAACUAACACUAAUGCCUAGCCUAUUGUUGAAAGAUGACUAUCAAUUAGAAAAAUUAUUAAUUUUAGAGGAUCAAAGCAAUAAACUUGGUGAGGCGUUUGGGUAUGCUAUAUGGAAUAUACGAUCAAAUAUAAUUCAAAAUAAAACAGUACUCGAGUUUCCUGAAUCGUUUGACCAGUAUCCAAAAGCUUCACCGAAAGACUAUUUAUUUGAAAUUGGUACUUCAACAUUUACAAAUCAAAUGAAUCUGAAAUUUGAAAAUACAUUUCAUAGUUUAUUAACAUGUGGUGAAAAAGAACUUGACGUUGAUAAAGUAUUUGAAGAAUUAAUCAAAUAUAUAGCGAUAAAACCAGGUUGUCAAGUACCAGCACCAAAUGUAGUCAUUUUAGAGCCAGGGAAUAAUCCAUGUUCAGAUGAAGCAAUAUAUAAGGCUUGUGAGAUGUUUUUUGAUGAUAUUGGAAAGAAAACUAAUAGGCAUGGCAAAAUUGAUAUAGUUGCAGAUAAAGCAAUUUUUCGACGCUUAAUUUCAUAUCAUGAAAAACAUCCAGAUACUAAUAUUUUAUUAGGUGCUUGGCACAUGAAUAAAGAAAUGUGUAGUGAAGAUGAGUUAAAAUUACUGAUAAGUUCAAUUCAAACAGAAAGAGAACGUCUAGAUCUCUUAUUACAUGGUUAUGUUGGCGAUGAUAUAAUAAUUCCAAAAGAUCGCAAAAUAAUAUCAUGUUAUAUUAUUAUAAAUAGCUUAAAAUCUUCGUUAAUUCAGGUAUUUACCCAACAAAAUUUUACUGAAUUAUUUAAAAAUGCAACUGAGUAUAUAGCAGAAGGAUUUAACAACCUUUUUACUUGUUAUGACCUUGAACGUCAAGCAGAACUACUCAACAACUUUACUAAUGAAAAAGUAGAAAACGUGGCUAAAAGAAAACGACGACAUCUGACAAAAUCAGAACAAGAAAUUUUUGCAAAAUUAAUUGAACUCAAUGAAUUAUCAGCAGAAGAGAUAUCAAGGGUAUUUGUAGAAAUUUGUACUUUACCAGAUACGAAGCCUGAAGAUUGGGACAUAAAAAGGAUUCGAACUCCUUUCCUAUGGAGGCAUCCUUUUAAACUUGCCAAAAAACCUUGUCCGGAACUUAUAGAAAUAUAUACCUCUUUAUUUGAUAAACGAGUUAAAUGUGAACUCAAAGUUGAAGGGAUCAAUAUACCAAUUUUAACUGGACCAAAAGUAUUUGAUUAUCCAAGUUUCCUACGUGGUUUUCGUUUUGACGAUCUAUAUGAGUCAACUUCAGCUUGGUUACAAGACGGUUAUGAUAAAGGGCGACAAAUUAAACGAGAAUCCGAGGUUUUUGACGAUCUUCGUGUUAUUAAAAUAUUGGUAAACGAACUUUGUAAAUUAUUUUUUAGUAAAACACGGGUUAUCGAAUCUCUUUCACUCAACACUCAACGUCUCGUUGGUUUGAUUGAUCGUCGGUUUUGGUCACAUCAUCCUGGUGAUAUACAAUAUACACCUACUAGCUUUGAGGAUUUUCGUGGUGCCUAUGGGUUUGAUGAUCUUCUAAAAUUACCUUCAUAUUUUGGUGCAAGCACUUGUUUACCUUUCUUGCAAAAGUUUGAGUAUGGAGGUGAUGCAACUGAUGGAAAAAUUAUGGAAGUUUUAUCAAUGAUUUGCAAGAAUCUUGAUACUCUUGAAAUAAGUUUUUCUUCAUGGCAAAGGAAACAUGCUGACCCAAUGAUGAUGUUAAGUCUUUUACAGGCUCAACAUUCAUUGAAACGUGUGGUUCUUCGACGUGGUGGAUCAAAUUGUCUUCCUGUGCUAAUAGAAGGCUUGAAAAGUCAAGCAAAUUCGUUAAAUUAUUUAGAGUUUAACGGAGCUGAUUUUCGAAUUUCUGUUUCACUUGAAGCUUUAUCAUAUUGCGUUAAUUUGGAAACAUUAAUAUUCGAUAGGUGUCUUGGAUUGUCUGAUGAUAUCGUAGAGCCUUUAUCAACUGCAACAUUUAGUCGACUAAAGAAAUUUGUGUUUAGGAAGAGUAUUGGAUUUCGAGAUUUACGUACUAUUCUUGCUCCUGCGAUUCAGAAUAUUCCACCUAAUGCACCUUUUCCUGUCAUGCCAGUGCCUUCAAUUUCAUCAAUACACCCAAAAAGAACAUCAUCACUUAAUCAUCCACUUGCACUUAUGAUCCAAAACACUGACGGAAAUUUGCAAGAUAUUCGAUUAGGCAAAAAAGUUUGGAAUGUUAGACGACCGUUAGGAAUAGUUGCAAGAGGUGUAGGUGAUUUUCCACCACCAUCAGUUCUUUCAACGAUUUCAAUGUAUUGUCCUAAAUUAGUAGUAAUUGAGACACAUGUAAGCAGAGAAACGCUCCCAUAUUUUCAAGCAGUUCUUGAGACAUGUAUACAUAUAGAACAAAUGCAUAUAUCGAUCGGAACCGAAUUAAUGGAUGAUGAAGUAUUUUGGAAAGAUAUGUCAUUAAGAUUACCUGUUAAAUUAAGAAAUCUAAUGAUCGUUAUUGAAGGAACAUUUUGGUUGAUGGUGUUGCAUUGGCUACUGGGAAAUUGUAAAGCACCUUUAGAGUUAUUACAAUUUCCUAGAAGUAAUUGUAUUGAUGAUGAAUAUCUGUGUAUCAUUACACAAUAUGCAAAGAGGAUCGGAACGCUGAAACGACUGGCACUGGCAAAACGUACAAAAGUUACUUCUGAAGGGAUGAGAAGAGCAUUGAUGGUUUUAGAAAGUGUUACUAAAACCGGCGAGUGGGUUGGUAAUGAUGACAACUUGAGAUAA
Molecule: messenger RNA, 3435 nt
Organism: Dentiscutata heterogama
Lineage: Eukaryota; Fungi; Glomeromycota; Glomeromycetes; Diversisporales; Gigasporaceae
Source: the annotation of a GenBank genome assembly